AUGCAGUGUACUGCGGAGCUGCUGUGCAUUUGGCCUAUCUCUGGCGCAUUGAGUACGUAUGUGUCGGAGUUUGUGGAUGUCGAGUUGGGAAUUGCGGUUGGAGUCGCAUAUUGGUUCACGUACGCCAUUGCAUUUGCAGCCCUUGUUGCCGCCACGGCUGGUGAAGCCGAGUAUUGGGAGACGCCUAAAGGUAUUCAGGGAGGGAUUCUAUUCUUCCUUGUCCCGCUGUUUCUGCUCAUACUGAAUGCAUUUGGUAUCGAGACGUACGGCUUAUUUGAGGUCGUCAGCGGCUUUCUCAAGCUCUCCUUCCUCUUAGUCAUCAUUGUCGUCAACGUCGUCAUCAACCAGGGCGGCGGUCCAGGCCCUAAGAUAGGCAGCUCACUCUAUCCCGAGAAAGUCAUUGUCCGCGACACAGAUGCUACACAGAACUGGGCGCAGGCCUUCUUCAUGAGCCUUUCUAUAGCCGCAUUCGCAUAUGUCGGUGUUGAAAUUACCGCUGCUUCGGCGCUAGAGGCUCGGGUGCCGCCAGUAAGGAAUCCGACGAAUCCCAGCGCGAUCGGAAAGACGGUCAAGUUCUCGGCCGUCUUCAUAUCGUUUGUUGCAGCGCUAUUGUAUGUCAUUGCUGGUGUUCUGGUCACACUCAACAUCGCCUGGGACGACCCAAAUCUUCCCCGCGUAAGUUGGCGCGCAAACGCCAUGGACACAGUGAGCGCGCACGGCUCCACGGCCUCCGCAUUCGUCCUCGUGGCGAAGUAUUCUGGCAUAAAAGGCCUCGCCGGCACACUAAACGUCUUCCUCAUGUUCACAGCGCUCACAUGUGCAAACACGAACCUAUACGUCGCCUCCCGGACACUCUUCAGUCUAACUAGGAGCUUGGACGGCGGAAAAGGGCAGCCCUGGUACACGCGCUUCCUAGCAACUCUCGGCAAAACGAACAACCGCAAAGUUCCAAUGCGGGCCUUAGUCGCAUCCUGCAUCUUCUCCUGGGUCCCCUUCCUCUACCUCUCUAACGCGCAUGGCCCCGAAACCGACAUCGGCACCAUCCUUGACGUGCUCUCCGAGAUGGGCUCCGUCGGCGUCGUUAUAGUAUGGGCGUGCGAAUGCUGGGCCUACAUCCGCUUCUACCACUGCAUUCGCAACAAUAAAGACGCUUUGCACGAGGUGCCGCUUGUCCGGCGCUGGAACCGCGGCACGAAUAAUCUACCGGAUGAUUUCCCGUACAGAGGCCACGGACAGCCGAUUACGGCGUAUCUUUCGCUGGCAGCGUGUCUGUUUUUGCUAGUUGUGGUCAACGGGAGUAGUCUCUGGAAUGGGUUUUACGUGCAGCCAUUUUUGUCAGCUUAUCUUGCUCCCAUCUGCUUCCUUGCUCUUUGGGGAACCCUGAAAGUUCUGAGGAAGGGCCAGUGGCAUUUGGUCGAUCUUUCAAAUGGCCAGGACGUGGCGGAUAAGAUGUUGAGACUACAUGAGAUUCGGUUUCGUAGCGCAGAGGAGGUGGGGAGGAGUGGACGGAAGGUUCAAAACCUGUGGGGUUUAUUAUAG
Lindgomyces ingoldianus is the source of this 1539-nucleotide messenger RNA. RefSeq lists its product as uncharacterized. Lineage: Eukaryota; Fungi; Ascomycota; Dothideomycetes; Pleosporales; Lindgomycetaceae. Gene Ontology annotation, biological process: transmembrane transport. The record is from RefSeq and is a predicted model, not a curated record. Gene Ontology annotation, cellular component: membrane. Bases 1 to 1539 code for a protein of 512 amino acids. The transcript has 3 exons.